Lycium ferocissimum is the source of this 1770-nucleotide messenger RNA. Its product is annotated as probable magnesium transporter NIPA4. Gene Ontology annotation, molecular function: magnesium ion transmembrane transporter activity. The record is from RefSeq and is a predicted model, not a curated record. Gene Ontology annotation, cellular component: membrane. Bases 321 to 1358 code for a protein of 345 amino acids. Gene Ontology annotation, biological process: magnesium ion transport. NCBI's taxonomy places the organism in Eukaryota, Viridiplantae, Streptophyta, Magnoliopsida, Solanales, Solanaceae. The transcript has 9 exons.
AGUGUCAUAAUAAUUCUGGUAAAACCAUUUUCUUCUCUCUUUCUUCCCACCCCCAAUCCAUCAAGAAAGAGAACAAACACCCUUCAUGCCUAGUGCCUACCAUUUCCUUUCACUCUUGUAUGUCUCUUUGCCCAGCAAACCCCAGAUCUCCUAAAUUCUUGUAUUAUAUUUUCCAAAUUGCCCUUUUGCAUAUUUUGCUCCCCAAGAUCCUGUAGAAGCAGCUUUUAACUGAGACUAAUAAGCGUUCUUGAAACUUGUUGUAUCUAUGAUAGAGUGAAGAAUAGGAUUUAGGAAUUUGUUUUUCUUGUGUGGUUGAUGGUAUGGAUACAGAAAGCUGGAAAGAUGUGUACAAGGGCAUGUCAUCUGACAACAUUAAAGGAUUGGUUCUAGCUUUGUCAUCAAGCUUAUUCAUUGGUGCUAGUUUCAUUGUUAAGAAAAAAGGCUUAAAGAAAGCUGGUGCUUCUGGUAUUAGAGCUGGAGUUGGAGGAUACUCAUACCUGCAAGAGCCGCUUUGGUGGGUGGGCAUGAUAACAAUGAUUAUUGGAGAGGUAGCUAAUUUUGCAGCUUAUGCAUUUGCCCCUGCUAUUUUAGUCACUCCUCUUGGUGCAGUCAGUAUUAUAAUCAGUGCUGUGCUCGCACACAUUAUUUUGAGAGAGAAGCUCCACACCUUUGGAAUUUUAGGUUGUGCUUUAUGUGUUGUUGGCUCCACCACAAUAGUGCUGCAUGCUCCACAAGAACGUGAGAUUCAAUCUGUGAAGGAAGUGUGGGAUCUUGCUACUGAACCAGCUUUUCUCCUCUAUGCAGUGGUGGUCAUAAUAGCUGUCCUAAUUCUUAUAUUCCACUAUCUUCCCCAAUAUGGGCAGACACACAUUAUGUUUUAUAUUGGAGUGUGCUCACUAAUGGGUUCUUUAUCGGUCAUGAGUGUCAAAGCAAUUGGAAUUGCUUUGAAAUUGACUUUAUCAGGAACGAAUCAGCUAAUAUAUCCCCAGACUUGGGCUUUUACUUUAAUUGUCAUUGUGUGUGUUCUUACCCAAAUGAAUUAUUUGAAUAAGGCCCUGGACACAUUCAAUACAGCAGUUGUCUCUCCUAUAUACUAUGUCAUGUUUACCUCUUUGACUAUUUUAGCCAGUGUAAUCAUGUUCAAGGACUGGGAUAGGCAAAAUCCUACUCAAAUCGUAACAGAAAUGUGUGGAUUUGUGACAAUUCUUUCUGGAACUUUUCUUCUUCACAAAACCAAAGACAUGGUUGAUGGUCCUGUCAUGCUGCCUGUGCGACUUCCGAAGCACGGCGACGAGGAGAAUGGUUUUGAGCAAGAGGGUAUCCCCUUGAGGCGGCAAGAUUCUUUGAGAUUACCAUAAUGUGUCAUUCUUUUCUUUUCCUUCUUUUCCUAUUUAUCCGCCCCUUCACCAACCUGUCCAACUGUUUUAACCACCCAAAUUCAGCUGCACCGUUCUCGUAAUAUUUUACUUCUCCGAAGAGAGCACACUCAGAUUGUAUACUAUUAGGGGACUGAUUUGUCAUUUUCAGUGAGAGAAAUGAAAGAAGUGCUCUCUCACCUGUCUUGGAUCCAUGGAAAUUUCAGAAAAUUGUUGAUGUAAUUGCAAGGCCUGUGGUUUUAUUACAGAAGGUCAGUUCCCCUUGUAUAUUGGUUCCACGUGAACUAUAUUGACAUACCUGUAAAAAUUAUGAGUAUAUUUGAUUGUUCAACAAGAAACAAAUCGACUGGGUUUUUGCCCGAUCCAUGAACCAUUGAUACGACAGCUUUGUCCA